AUGACACGGGUGGUGAGAAAGGCGCUACUUGUUCAGCUUGUUUUUUUCUCUUUGUUAAAUGUCAUAAAAUGUGACACUCUGAUGGGAAUUCAUGAACCUGUUAAUAACAGAUUUUUGCAAAGCAAAAUUAAUGUCCUCACAUGGUUGACUAAUGUAAUAUACCCAUCUGAAACUCCCAAGUAUUUUAAAAAGCACUUGGAUUACAACAGACAAAUGACCAAUAUGUCAUAUGAAUGCCGAGAAUAUUUUUUGAAGCCAACUUACGAUAAAAUCGAUAUAAACGAUGGAUGGCUCCAAACGAAUAACUGGAAACUUGAUAAUGAAAAUUCAAUAAUAGAAUACAAUGGAAAAGAUAGUUGCCGGGAACCCGAUCAUCCCUUUCCAUUUGGAUGGCUAGAUAAUAGAAUGAGCACUCGAACAUCCUUAGUCAAAAAAGACUUUUUCUGCAAGAAAACUAUUGCCCAAUUAGAGAUCCAAAUAAACAAUGCAGAAUCCUGUGGAUUAAUUUUUCGAGUUCUCGGGGAACGUAAUUUUUGGGGGUUACUAAUUGAUAAUAAAAUUUUGAAGCUUAUUCGUGUGAAGGAUGGUGAAUUAUUGGUGUUGAAGGAAUUCAAGAAACUAAAAAUAAAAAAUGACGAUUGGUACGUUUUGUUUGUCCAAGAAAUUAUAAAAGAUAUAAAGAUUAAAGCUGGGAAUUAUGGAGAUCUAUCAGUUGACUAUCUCAGGAAAAGUGAAGAUGAAUCAGAGUACAGUACAGAUAAACAGGGUGCUUUUGGACUAUUAGCAAAUAGGGGAAAUUGCAAAUUCAGGAAUAUAGUACUACGUGGGAAGAAAUGGAGCACUGAAUAUGAAAAACUGAAAAAUGGAAAAGUCCCCUUAUUGUAUAAUCUGGAGGAAAUAGAAUCCCUAUACGAUAAUGUUAAAGAUUGGUGCCCUCAGGCAUCUUUAUGCUCAAAAAAUAAAUAUGAAAUUGUUGACAGUUAG
This is a messenger RNA of Plasmodium gonderi, 984 nucleotides long. RefSeq names its product conserved Plasmodium protein, unknown function. Lineage: Eukaryota; Apicomplexa; Aconoidasida; Haemosporida; Plasmodiidae. The record is from RefSeq and is a predicted model, not a curated record. The transcript is spliced from 12 exons. The coding region runs from base 1 to 984 and encodes 327 amino acids.